CUCCGAAAGCGGAGCGCGUUUCCGCAAGAGGCGGUUGAUGCGCGAGCGCUGGGGCGUUGGGCGCCUGCGCAGAGCUCCAGGCGUCUCCCUGCUAGGCCCGGGUUAGAGGGAGGUGAGCUGGCGGCGGUCCUAUGGAGCGGAAGGGUGGUCCGGACGGUGCCCCGGAGGCUGAGCGGGAGGAGGGAGAGCCCGAGGUGAAGAAGCGGAGGCUUUUGUGUGUGGAGUUUGCCUCGGUCGCGAGUUGCGACGCCGCCGUGGCUCAGUGCUACCUGGCCGAGAACGACUGGGAGAUAGAAAGAGCGCUGGACUCCUACUUCGAGCCGGCCGUGGAGGAGAGCGCUUUAAAAAGCCAUCUUGAGACCACUUGGGAGCCCGAGUUCUGUGUUGACCUAACCAAGGAAGAAACAAGUGAUUCCAUUAGUUCUAAAACCAGCACAUCUGAAAAUGUUCAGCAAGAAGAUGGCAGCAUGUUCUGUUUCAUUACCUGGAAUAUUGAUGGAUUGGACCUAAACAAUCUGCCAGAGAGGGCUCGAGGGGUGUGUUCCUAUUUAACUUUGUACAGCCCAGAUGUGGUAUUUCUACAGGAAGUUAUUCCCCCAUAUUCUGCCUACCUAAAGAAGAAAGCAAGUAGUUACGAGAUAAUUACAGGUCAUGAAAAAGGAUAUUUCACAGCUAUAAUGUUGAAGAAAUCGAGAUUGAAAUUUAAAAGCCAAGAGAUUAUUCCUUUUCCAGAUACAAAAAUGAUGAGAAACCUUUUGUGUGUGCAUGUGAGUGUGUCAGGAAAUGAACUUUGCCUUAUGACUUCUCAUUUGGAGAGCACCAGAGGGCAUGCUAAGGAACGAAUGAAUCAGUUGAAAAUAGUUUUAAAGAAAAUGCAAGAGGUUCCAGAGUCAGCUACAGUUAUAUUUGCAGGAGAUACAAAUUUAAGGGAUCAAGAAGUUACCAAAUGUGGUGGUUUACCCAACAACAUUGUGGAUGUCUGGGAGUUUUUGGGCAAACCUAAGCAUUGCCAGUAUACAUGGGAUACAGAAGUGAACUCUAAUCUUGGAAUAGCUGCUACUUGUAAGCUUCGUUUUGAUCGAAUAUUUUUUAGACCAGCAGCAGAAGGCGGCCACAUCGUUCCCCGAAGUUUGGACCUCCUUGGGUUGGAAAAGCUGCACUGUGGUAGAUUUCCUAGUGAUCACUGGGGGCUUCUGUGCAACUUAGAUGUAAUAUUGUGACUGCUUUUCAAAUACGAGUUUUAAAUGUUCGGAGCAAUUUUGUUCUGUGUUUUUGCAAAUGUAAUUGCUACCUGUGUGGAAAAGUAGUUUAAUAUGGAGGAAUUAAUAUACUGGAUCAUUGUAACAAAAGAAAAAACGCCUGUGAUUUUAUUUUGUGAAUUGUGUCCUCAGAUUUCAGAACUAAAUCUUAAUGUUUAUUUCAAUGAAAGCAUACCUGUGUUUAGAACAUGAGGCCUCUUAAUGAAAGGUCACAAAGGCUAUCAGCUAUUACAAGCUCUGGCUCGUAAGAGUGCUCACAGCUGCUGGCUGGAUCUGCAUUUAAAUAGAUUGCAGCUGUCCUACAUCAGACUUUUUGUCAGCUAACAGUGCCUAAUUGGUAAGCUAGAAAUGAACUCAUGAUUUAAAAUCCCUUAAUUUUUAAAAAAUUCAUGUUUGUAGUUAUGUCACCAACAGAGGCAAAGUUAGGCUUGAUAAUGAUUAAAAUCACUUUUAUAGAGGCAUUGGACUUUUUUUCUAAGAAAAGUAAAUGUGUAAAAAGAAUUAGCCUUUUAGUUUUGCUACUUGUAAAACUGAAUUUUUUUCAAGACGUGAAUGAGGAGCACUUCUACAUGUGCUUUAAGGAAAGAUUUUUUUCCCAUAAGAGAA
Messenger RNA from Balaenoptera ricei (Rice's whale), 1865 nucleotides. It is a transcript of the gene TDP2, whose product is annotated as tyrosyl-DNA phosphodiesterase 2. Bases 132 to 1220 code for a protein of 362 amino acids. Gene Ontology annotation, biological process: double-strand break repair. Gene Ontology annotation, molecular function: 5'-tyrosyl-DNA phosphodiesterase activity; single-stranded DNA binding; protein binding. Lineage: Eukaryota; Metazoa; Chordata; Mammalia; Artiodactyla; Balaenopteridae. Gene Ontology annotation, cellular component: PML body; cytoplasm. The transcript has 7 exons. The record is from RefSeq and is a predicted model, not a curated record.